This is a messenger RNA of Trichechus manatus latirostris (Florida manatee), 2463 nucleotides long. RefSeq names its product linker for activation of T cells (gene LAT). Gene Ontology annotation, molecular function: protein kinase binding. The transcript is spliced from 12 exons. The record is from RefSeq and is a predicted model, not a curated record. Lineage: Eukaryota; Metazoa; Chordata; Mammalia; Sirenia; Trichechidae. Gene Ontology annotation, biological process: positive regulation of protein kinase activity; regulation of T cell activation; intracellular signal transduction. The coding region runs from base 328 to 1029 and encodes 233 amino acids. Gene Ontology annotation, cellular component: membrane; immunological synapse.
GGGUGGGCGCCCGAGGAGAGGCGGCGUGGAGUUGAGGCACGGGUACAGCUGGGGUGUAGGGACCAUGCAGGGGGUGGCUGGUGCCCCGGAUCCCAGCCCAGGCUCUGGCCUGACUGACCUGGGGCCAAGGGUCUUCCAGAGCCAGUGCUGACCCCGACGCAGCCCUGCCAGGGGAGGGAACCCAGGGAUCCCCCAGGAGGGCACAGCUGCCCCCGAAGCAGGUUCCCCAGUCUGGCACCCUGCUGGGCCCAGUCUGAGCCCUGCUGCAGCUCUGCCCUUAGGGGCCUUCAGAGAGACAGCCAGGCCUGGUCCAACAUCUCUCUGCAGAUGGAGACGGCUGUCGUGGUCUCCACUGUGCUGGGGCUCCUGCUGCUGCCCCUCUUGAUCGUGCUGCUGGCGGUACUGUGUCUGCGCUGCCGUGAGCUGCCAGGCUCAUAUGAGACUGCUUCCUCAGAUAGUUUGUACCCAAGUAACAUAUUGAUUAAGCGACCUCACACGCUCGCCCCCUGGCCACCAGUCACCUCCUACCCGCCCGUUACCUCCUACCCACCCCUGAGUGAGCCAGACCUGCUCCCCAUCCCGAGAUCCCCACAGCCCCCCGGGGGCACCCACCGGAUGCCAUCUUCCCGGAAGGACUCAGAUGCUGCCAACAGUGUGGCGAGCUACGAGAAUGAGGAGGCAGCCUGUGAGGACAUGGACGAAGACGAGGAUGAGGAAGACUAUCACAAUGAGGGCUACUUGGAGGUGCUUCCCGACAGCACUCCGGCCACUAGCACUGCCGUCCCACCAGCUCCUGUGCUCAGCAACCCAGGCCUUCGAGACAGUGCUUUCUCCAUGGAGUCAGGCGAAGAUUACGUGAACGUUCCUGAGAGUGAGGAGAGUGCCGAAGCGUCUCUGGACGGGAGCCGGGAGUAUGUGAAUGUGUCCCAGGAGCUGCAGCCUGCGGCCAGGACUGAGCCUGCCACCUCGAGUUCCCAGGAUGUGGAGGAAGAGGAGGAAGAAGGAGCUCCAGAUUAUGAGAAUCUAUAAAAGCUUAACUGAGGGCCUGGUGAGGCGAGUCUGCCUGGAGCCAGCCUUGCCGGACAGUGGAGCCGGGCAGCCGGAAGUGGCUCUGGGCGCCUCGGCUGUGCCUUUGCUCCAGCCUGACAUCAGCCUGAAAAUUUCCCCCUAACUUAUUGUCACUUUGGGGUCCAGUCUGUGUGCCCCCAACACUCUGCACCUUCUGACGCAGCCUGAGAAUGGACUACCCUGGCCCCAGCCCUACUCUCUGUCAUAGAAUAAAGGCUGGUGUGGUCUGUAGCUCUCUUGGCUUUGGUGGGCCUGGUGGGUGAGGGUGAGGUGUGCCGAGUGUCUACGUGAGUCUGUGAGUCAGAGGCUGCCUGGAUAGAUCUGCGUGUGUGUGAGUGUGUGUGUUUCUGUGGGUCUGCCCUGUCUGUGCGUCUCCAUCCUCCUCCACAUGGGCUCAUUGCUCCCACGGGUCCUGGCCCGGUAGUGUAUGAGUGACAGCAGAUGAUGACUAGGGCAGGCUGGCACUUUGGGAGCUCUGGAUGCACUCUCCAUGAGAAACACACGACAGGCAAGACGAUUGCUGAGCUGGUGGGAGUAGGGUGUGGAGGAUGGCACUGGGUGGGAGUGGACACCCAGAGUGAGUUCCUUCCCUGCUGGUCCUCUGUUUCUCCUUCUUUAAAACAAGGGGGUGGACCAGGAAACCUCCAAGAGCUUUUGUAGUUCUUACCUUUUGUGAUUUUCAAUAAAACAGAACUUACAAAAUUGUCUAAAACGUUAAAUGUUUUAGACAACUAAAAACUAGUUUGUUGUUGGUCGGCGGUUGAGUCGAUUCCAACUCAUAGCGACCCCAUGUGACAGAGGAGAACUGCCCCAUAGGGUUUUCUAGGCUGUAAUCUUACGGGAGCAGAUCACCCGCUCUUUCUCCCGCAGAGUUGCUGGUUUGAUUUGAACCACCAACCUUUUGGUUAGUAGCCAAGUGCUUAACUGCAGCAUUAAUAUGUAGUGUGGCACUUUCAAAAUUUUGAUGUGCAGACAGAUCACCUGGAAAUCUUAAAAUGCAUAUUCUCAAUGUCAUUUUUACCUAGCCAGGAUUCAUUUCCCCUUAUUUUGGGAGAUUCACCUCAGUUUUCCUCAGGGAUCCACUCCUUCUCCAAUCUCAUCCCAUGUGGUUUUAGAGAUUGUUGACCACCUCCUGUCUCAGGGUGAGCACAUGACCUGGACCUGGACCAUCAUCACCAUCCUUUCCCCUGGUCAUCAUGAUUGGUUCAGGUAUGGCCAUGUGACAAGAGCUGGGCCAAUGAAAAGCAGCCUUGGGGUUUGGGCAGGAAGUGAUGGGGAGGAGCUCUUUUUUUUUUUUCCCUCCCUGCAGUAAAGGUGGAAGGAUGUGUCCUGGAGGGAUCACUUGGGAGACCCCAGUGGGAAUGAAGCCAAUGUACAGGGCAGAAUUGCCCAGAG